This is a messenger RNA of Pseudophryne corroboree (corroboree frog), 2947 nucleotides long. RefSeq names its product cytochrome P450 1B1-like. Gene Ontology annotation, molecular function: iron ion binding; steroid 17-alpha-monooxygenase activity; heme binding. The transcript has a single exon. Bases 206 to 1765 code for a protein of 519 amino acids. The record is from RefSeq and is a predicted model, not a curated record. NCBI's taxonomy places the organism in Eukaryota, Metazoa, Chordata, Amphibia, Anura, Myobatrachidae. Gene Ontology annotation, biological process: progesterone metabolic process; hormone biosynthetic process.
AACCCAGCACUUAGACAAGCAGCAAUCACAUAGACAGAAGGUUGGCCUUUUAUUAGCUUUUAGAAAAAGCUGAUAUUACCGUAGGUUGCUUACUUGCAAAAGACAUGCACUGCUUGGACUACCAACAACAUUAACAACAUUUGGUGAAUUACAAAUUACAUUUAACCAUCUGGUUAAAAAGGUCUCAGUAAUCAAAGUUGGGAAGAUGACUCCAAUGGAUGCCAUAGGAAGGGAUGGACCAUGGGAACAAUGGAAGGAUAGUUUACAACCAGCUCUGAUGAUCUCCUUUAUGUUCCUAAUCUGCCUGGAAGCUUGCAUGUGGGUAAGAUCUCAUGGACAGAAGAAGUGCCCUCCUGGUCCAUUCCCGUGGCCCUUUGUGGGCAAUGCAAUGCAAUUAGGGCAGAUGCCUCACCAGACCUUUUGUAAGAUGGCUCGGAGAUAUGGAAACAUUUUCAAGAUCAAACUGGGCAGGCGUGAUAUUGUGGUGCUGAAUGGACAAUCCACCAUAAAACAGGCUCUGGUGAAGCACAGUGCAGACUUUGCAGGGAGACCUGACUUCACAUCCUUCAAGAUUAUCUCUGGUGGCAAAAGUAUGGCUUUUGGGGGCUACAGUGACCUCUGGAAAUCUCACAAGAGAAUUGCACUCUCAACUCUAAGAGCCUUUUCCACUGUGAAUACAGAAUCCAAACGGCUAUUUGAACAGCAUGUAGUAGCAGAGGCAAAAGACUUACUCCAGGUCUUCCUGCGCCUUAGCACUGGUGGUCAUUACUUUGACCCUUACCACGAGUGCACAGUGGCCGUUGCCAAUGUGAUAUGUGCUAUGUGCUUUGGUAAACGUUACAACCAUGAUGACCAAGAGUUUAAAGUCCUGGUUGGAAGAAACGACAAGUUUGGGCAAACAGUUGGAGCAGGCAGCUUGGUGGACCUCAUGCCUUGGCUGCAAACCUUCCCAAACCCAGUGCGUACCCUCUAUCAAAGCUUCAAAAAUGUAAACAUUGAGUUAUUUGAUUUUGUAAAGGAUAAAGUGACCCAACACCGUGAGACAUAUAACCCCGAGAUCACCAGAGACAUGAGUGAUGCCUUCAUAGGUCUGAUAGAGCAUGGGGCAGCAGCAGCUGAGGGGUUCAGCAGAGAAUAUGUGGAGGGGACAGUCACAGAUCUAUUAGGUGCUGGGCAGGACACUAAUUCUAUGGCUUUGACAUGGAUCAUAUUAUUACUCAUAAAAUACCCCCAUGUACAGCAGAAGCUGCAGGAGGAAAUAGACAGAGUGGUGGGUCAGGACAGGCUACCCACUGCUGAAGAUAAAGCCAAGCUGCCUUAUGUCCUAGCAUUUAUCUACGAAACACUGCGCUUCACCAGCUUUGUGCCCAUGACUAUCCCACACUCCACCACCUGCGAUGUGACAAUUGAUGGCUUUUACAUACCCAAAGACACUGUGGUAUUUAUCAACCAGUGGUCAGUCAACCACGAUGAGACCAAAUGGACCCAUCCGGCCAAGUUUGAACCUGAAAGGUUUCUGGAUGAACAUGGACAACUCAACAGAGACCUCACCUAUGAAGUGAUGAUCUUUUCCCUGGGCAAAAGGAGAUGUAUUGGAGACCAACUUUCCAUGCUACAGAUAUUUCUUUUCACUGCUAUUAUGCUACAUCAGUGCUCAUUUUGUUCUGACCCAAAGGAGGAAUUAUCAAUGAACUGCAUCAAUGGCUUAUCCCUGAAGCCACACUCUUAUGGCGUAUCCGUGAGUCUCCGAACAAACACUAAAUAGACACUGCCCAAGUUUCAGAUAGAAAUCUCACAAAUCAUUACACUUUCAAUCAAAACAUACAAUUUCUAAAGGAAAAAAAGAUUAGGGCUGAGUAACUAUAAUAAAUAUUGGACUGUACAUUAUCAUAUUGACAGAAUCAACAUGUGGUUCUCAUUACUGUGGUACUACAAGUCUCAUUAUGCCCCAUAACAGUGAAACAUUGCCAAUAAAGCAUGCUGGGACUCAUGCAUCCUUAACAACUGGAGAGCCACCCAAAAGGCUUGUAAAGCAAGCUGCGACUUGUGGUUCCAGGGCAGCCACAGAUUUACAAGAAUUAUAUUAAUAGCUAUGCUUCUCUGACAAAGUUUUUACACAAAAACCAGGACAACUAAUAAUGGUAAGACAGAACAGCACUUACUGAUAUUGCUAACUCCGAUGCUUUCAGCAGCCACUCGCUUAAACUUGUAAAGAACACUUCAGGAAUAAGUCAAGGAGAGGAGGAGUCCUGGGGAAGCCAUUCUGCAGCCUGAUGAAGUGAUGAUGAGCGUCACAGCACCACACGGAGCUCGUACAGUACAGGGCACUGCAGGAUACGGUCUGCAUGGAUCAUGCUGAUAAAUGUAACAUACACGUAUAAUCCAUGAUAAAUACACGUUUAUAGUGAGAUAUUUGGGAUUGUGGUUAUCUCUACAGACAGAAGUGUCAUCCUAUAGCUUUAAACGACCGAUCGCCAAUUCAACCGCAAGUUGAAGAAGGACACACGUUCUACGUGUCUCAACAUCUACUAAACAGCGAUCACUUAUGCGGUUUACUACUGUUCGCUUUUAAAUAGUAAAUCGUUGCAACUAUUUAAAGUGGCCUCAUCCUCAAUCUAUUAGUGAUUAUUACAUGUGACAAGACUACUUUUACUAGAGAAGAAGCUGUGAAUAAGUUGUAUUGUCUCUGUAUUACUAUGAAUGAACAGUAUAUAAAUGUCUGUUACAGUAUUGUGUGGUGCACGUAUUUACUGCAUAUGCUUGUGUAACGUUAUUAUGAUGGUUUAGGAGGUAUUAUGUAAUGAAUACCGAUUGCUACCAUAAUUGUAAUAAGUAGUGGUAAACUCAUUCAAUGGUUUGAUUUGUAAUGCGUUAUAUUUUAUUAAGUUACACAUGAUAAUUUCUUAUAUUCCUUGUUAUUUGUUACACAAUAAAAUACGUUACUUUA